Anopheles cruzii is the source of this 1213-nucleotide messenger RNA. It is a transcript of the gene l(3)73Ah, whose product is annotated as polycomb group RING finger protein 3. The record is from RefSeq and is a predicted model, not a curated record. The transcript is spliced from 4 exons. The coding region runs from base 73 to 741 and encodes 222 amino acids. Gene Ontology annotation, biological process: regulation of transcription by RNA polymerase II. Lineage: Eukaryota; Metazoa; Arthropoda; Insecta; Diptera; Culicidae. Gene Ontology annotation, cellular component: PRC1 complex.
CAGCAAAACACAACCUUUCUUGCAAACUUCCACGGAUCCGGAAGAACUACGCGGCAGGCGCCUGGUGCGACCAUGGAGACACGGAUAAAGCUGAAAACACUGAACGAACACAUCACCUGCGAAAUUUGCCGAGGAUACUUUAUCGAUGCAACAACUGUCACGGAGUGUUUACAUACGUUUUGCAAGAGCUGCUUGGUGAAGCAUUUAGAGGAAAACAAUACCUGCCCAACGUGCGAAAAUGUUAUCCAUCAGUCGCAUCCCCUGCAGUACAUCAGCUUCGACCGCACAAUGCAGGAUAUCGUGUACAAGCUGGUGCCGAAUCUUACGGAAAAUGAAAUGCAAAGAGAACGAGAGUUUUACAAGUCCCGCAACCUGCCGUGUCCAAAGGAUAUGCCGGCGGUGCCCGACUCCGACGAUAAGGCGAGCGAGCAGGUACACCAGGAAGCGGACUACCAUCGGCAGGAUGAGCAGGUGAACGUGUGCCUAGAAUGCAUCAACGACAAGCUGCGCGACCUGAAGCGACGGUUCAUACGGUGCAGUUCGCAGGCCACCAUCACGCAUUUGAAGAAAUUCCUCGCCAAAAAAGUGCUGGACGGUAUCGAUCGAUACAAAGAUAUCGACAUCCUGUGCAAUGAUGAGCUGCUGGGAAAGGACCACACGCUAAAGUUUGUGUACGUCACCCGAUGGCGCUUUAAAGAUCCUCCACUAAGGCUGCAAUACCGUCCCCGUGUCGAUCUCUAAAAAGCGCUGAGAAACGGGCACGCCACACAGUGGGACAAAGGGCGAACAUGUAGAUAAGGACGGCGUGUGUGCAGUUCCGGCGAGUUUCGGGCCGACAACAAGGUGAUAUCGCAGAACGCCGAAGAAAUGAUAGUUCUUUCUUUCAGUGGGGCUAACUGGAAGGCGUUUUCUUCCAUUGUAAACAAAUUGCAACAUAAAUAUGAUCACAAUAGGAGCGGCGAGUAGGAAAGAAUUAGGAAUGAUUUUAUUUUUUAUUUUUCGAUGAAGAUGUAUAUCUUUAUGUGUUAUUUAAGGCCAGAGUUUGUAAAUAGUGAUCGUUCGAGGCGGCAGAAUGUGGGGGGAUAUAGUUGAACGGAGAACAGAACAGAACAGCCACAGUGAGAUGCACUGCGCAUUGCUUAUAGACGGGAGAAGUAUCGCGCGCCUUGGCGAUAGCUCCCGGAGUGCAAAUAGAUCAAAACCACAAGCAAGU